AUGUCCAUUAAUAAUAACAGUUCCGACUCGUACGAGACCAGAAUGGUUUGGAUUACUGUUUUUAUUAGUCUGUUCUCCACUGUUGUGAAUGCAGUAAACAGAGAUACGUUUAAAACAUGUGAACAAAGCAGCUUUUGCAGACGCUGCAGAAAAGUUGAACCUGGGAAGACACCGUACCAGCUUUUAAUAGAUACAUUCAAUUUCAAUGAAUCUACUGUGAAUGUAGACUUGUUUAAUAAGGAUACAGGUGUUCUCUAUGUACUGAAGCUAACUGCCUUAAAGGACAAUACAUUCAGACUUCGUAUCAAUGAAAAGAAUCCAUUGCAUCCUAGAUACGAGCCUGAACAUGCCCUUCAAGAUCAACCUCAGACAGCUGAAUUGACUUUGGUUGAAAGAACUGUGGAUCAUGUAAUCGUAAAGAAUGGAGAGAAUAAAGUUAUAUUAUAUGCUUCGCCGUUUAGAGUGGACCUGUAUUCUCAAGAUGUAUUAGUUGUGUCUGCUAAUGCUAGAGGUCUUAUGAGAUUCGAGCAUCACCGCACAAAGCCUAACAAACCAGAGCAAGAAGAGAAUGCAGAAAAUGUUGAAAUAGCGAACAAUACUCAUUUUCCGGGCGAUGGAGCUGAAACUGAUCCAGGUGCAUGGGAAGAGAACUUCAAAACGCAUCAUGACUCAAAGCCUUUCGGUCCAGAAGCAAUAGCACUGGACUUUAGUUUUCCUGGAUCAGAGCAUGCGUAUGGAAUACCAGAACAUGCUGAUUCUUUUGCUUUGAAAUCAACGAAACAAGCUCAUCCAUACAGAUUGUACAACUUAGAUGUAUUUGAAUAUGAAAUCAAUGAAAGAAUGUCGAUCUAUGGAGCCAUACCGGUUCUCUAUGCUCAUGGCAAAGAGAGGACUACCGGCGUUUUCUGGCAUAAUACCGCGGAAACAUGGAUUGACAUUUUGUCAAGUGCUGAUAAUAAUGUCGUAGAAAGUAUUGUAAACUUUGUAUCAGGUUCCACUAAAAAGUCGCAGGUUGAUGCACAUUUCAUGUCUGAGUCCGGUAUCAUUGAUGUAUUUUUUAUGUUGGGUCCUAAACCUUUGGAUGUAUUUAAACAGUACACCACUUUAACGGGCACAGCGCCAUUGCCACAAAUAUUUACUCUAGGAUACCAUCAAUGUCGUUGGAAUUACAAUGACCAGGAUGAUGUCAUACAAAUAGCAGAAACCUUUGAUGUACAUGAUAUACCUCUGGACGCUAUGUGGCUGGAUAUUGAAUACACCGAUAGUAAAAAGUACUUCACCUGGGAUGGACGCAAGUUCCCAAAUCCCAUUGAAAUGAUACACAACUUGACGGCGAAGGGUAGAAAAUUAAUUGUUAUCAUCGAUCCACAUAUCAAACGUGAUUCAGGUUAUUUCGUUCACAACGACGCUACCAAAUUGGGAUACUACGUUAAAACAAGAGAUGGAAAAGAUUAUGAAGGUUGGUGUUGGCCAGGUUCGUCGUCGUACUUGGACUUCUUCGAUCCAAAAAUACGGGAAUAUGUUAUACAGCAGUAUAGCUUAGAUAAAUUCCAUGGCACUACUAAUGAUGUGUACAUUUGGAAUGACAUGAAUGAGCCAAGCGUGUUUAAUGGUCCUGAAGUUACUAUGCCUAAGGAUCUCAUCCACCACGGUGGAUGGGAGCACAGAAGUAUCCACAACAUCAAUGGACUUCUUGUACAUAUGGCCACAUACGAAGCUUUGUUCAGACGUUCGGGAGGUUCUCUACGGCCUUUUAUAUUAACGAGAUCCUUUUUUGCCGGAUCACAACGUUAUGCGGCCAUGUGGACCGGCGACAAUACGGGGGAAUGGGACCAUCUUCGGAUAAGCUAUCCAAUGUGUCUUAGCAUGGCUGUCUCUGGAAUGUCAUUUUGUGGUGCAGAUGUCGGAGGUUUCUUUAAGACACCAGACAGUGAACUUUUUAUCAGAUGGAACCAGGCUGGAGCUUGGCUUCCGUUUUUCCGCCAGCAUUCUCAUAUUGAGACUAAGCGUCGUGAACCUUGGACAUUCAAUGAAGAAACUACGCAAAUCGUCAGAGAGGCAUUCAGAAUGAGAUACUCGUACUUACCACUAUGGUACACUGUCUUCCGAGAGCAUGAAGUAAAUGGUACCCCAAUCAUACGACCAUUGUGGGCUCAUUAUCCUAGCGAGACAGAAACAUAUACCAUCGAUGAUACAUUGCUAGUUGGUGAUUCUAUACUUGUACGUCCAGUCUUUCAACCAUCCGUGACCGAUGUUAACGUAUACUUUCCCGGAGAGGGCAAGGUAACUUGGUACGAUGUCGAUACCAUGCAACCUUAUCGUCAGUCAGGUUUGGUUAAUGUCCCUGUGACCCUUCAUAAAAUUCCGGUAUUCCAAAGAAGUGGUACUAUCGUUCCACGCAAGAUGAGAAUACGUCGUAGCACGGUCCCAAUGAAAAAUGAUCCAUACACUUUGGUAGUCAUCGCAGAUUCUACCGGCAAAGCAAAUGGUACAUUGUAUAUUGAUGACGAAGCUAGCUUCGAAUAUCGCCAUGGAAAAUAUUUGUAUUUGAAAUUCAACUUGGAAGGAAAUAAAUUAACUUCAACAUUCAUAGAUAAAUUAGCUUCAUAUCAGACAGAAAGUUGGUUAGAGAGGGUAGACAUAGCAAAUCCACCUCAGGGAGUCACAUCUGCUGUGUUAACAUCACGCAGCUUGGGAAAAGUUACUUUGGAGGCCAAGUACAAUCCAAAUAAUAACAUAUUAACCGUGCGUAAACCAGGUGUAAAUAUGGGAGAAGAAUGGACUAUUGAAUUGAUUCACUAGAAUCACAGUUUUAUUCAUC
Messenger RNA from Dufourea novaeangliae, 2821 nucleotides. It is a transcript of the gene GCS2alpha, whose product is annotated as neutral alpha-glucosidase AB-like. Lineage: Eukaryota; Metazoa; Arthropoda; Insecta; Hymenoptera; Halictidae. Gene Ontology annotation, biological process: N-glycan processing; carbohydrate metabolic process. Gene Ontology annotation, molecular function: alpha-glucosidase activity; carbohydrate binding. The record is from RefSeq and is a predicted model, not a curated record.